Messenger RNA from Pungitius pungitius (ninespine stickleback), 5334 nucleotides. RefSeq lists its product as uncharacterized. Lineage: Eukaryota; Metazoa; Chordata; Actinopteri; Perciformes; Gasterosteidae. Bases 3172 to 4485 code for a protein of 437 amino acids. The record is from RefSeq and is a predicted model, not a curated record. The transcript is spliced from 3 exons.
CGUGGCUCCACCCACCUCCACCCAACCAACAACAACGCCAUCUGCACGUCCAGUCAAUUUGGGACUGCGUACGUUAUGAAGAAAAAAAACGACACGAAUAGCAGACAGGCUUCUCCUUCUGCAUAUGUGGGUAUUAUUUGGAAAUGAUUGCGGUUUAGCUGAUCCCUAUCAUGCGUGGUAGCAACUAAUACAAGUGCGUCCGUUCAAAAAGCACUCGCAUUAACCCCCCCCCCCCAAAUAGUUAUAUACUAAAAGCUCGAUGGAUCCUGAAGACCCCUCUAAUCUCAUGUGGUAUGUAACCACUGAUACUGAGUAUUUCAUUUUUUACAUUAAGUGUGGAGAAAACUUGCGAGCAUGUCGCCUACUACGUCACGUAUCUGACAUUACAAUCACACGAUCAGCAGUUAACCAAUAAUAUGAGGGCCGAUCGGGGUGUCAACGCUCUACUAGUUUUGCCUGUAUUUCAAAAUAAGAGCGCAGUGCUCCUCAAGAUAACGUCAUCCAGCGUUUUAACAAAUCUCUCCUCGCUGAAUGAAACUAGCUGACUGGGAAUAAACAGGAUUACAUGAGCUGGAUAACAGCAGGUUAGACUAUGGAUUUAUGAAUAGAGAGAUCAUUUGCAGAACAGGACCUACAGGUCAUAAGCCGUUUUGGGGAAGUUGCUACGCAUCAGGGAAGCACAGGAUGGUUGGUUUGUGCACAGGUGCGAUAGUAUAUAGUAUUUAGUAUCUGAAUAUCAUGUCAGCACUAUUAUUAGAUGAUAGAUCACUAUGAUUAGAUUUACUUAGGUUAACCCUUUGUCUGGGUCGUUUAAAACUCCUGCAAACCCAAAUAAAGGGGGACUAAAUACUUUCUGGUUAAACCAGUAUGCGGUCUCUAUGACUCUAGCUGGGUCACAUUGAGGUUAAAACAUCGGGAUUAGCUGCUAAACAUGCGCACAACACCCAACACCGCCGUUGAACCCCCCAAGCUCAUUAUGUAAAGUAAAUCCCUAUAGUCAGAUCUUCUUGUGUACAUCCGACCUAAAGCAGGAGUGAGUGAUCUAAGUGGUUCAACCAGCCGACUCCGUUGUAUCCAUGUAGGUCGACCUAUUACAGUGCAGCCUCACGCCAAAAUAACGUUAAUGCAACCGCGUGUCCAUCCCGCAUGUCUUCCUCAUGCGUUUACGCCCGGCAAAAACAGAUGGUUUACUCACAUAAUCCAACUUUGGCAUGAUGGUUCUGCAUCCCCCCAUUUUAAAUUUGAACAGGUUGAAUAUCUCUUCCGGGUGGCCGAGUGACUUCAGGAUGUCCAUGUCGCUCCGGGGGGGGGGCUGUCGGCUGUUACUCUGACAAAACUGGCGUGUAAACCCGGAGAGAGAUGUUUCCCAUCCGAGCGAGGCGUCGCGGAGAUACAGCGAGCUGCGGCGGGACCACGGAAGGAGGGCGGCUUUCCAGUCUGAGAAGUCGUCAGAUCAAGCGACGCUUCCGAUUGGCUGCCGGGCCAUGGGCACAGGGAGCGGCGUCCAAUGGGUGACCAGAGCGUCUGGUGUGAUGGCCCGCCUAAGCGGACGGUCGGUGCAGCGCGGUUUCUGAUUGGUCCGUUGUUCAUCCUUGAGGGAAACCAUACCUGCUCAUCGAAUUUAUGUAAUCGUGGGACUGUGAGGCUCCCUGUGUGGUCAAACACUUACAUUAUUUUACUGCUCUUACCUUCGCUUUAUUUUGUGCAUUAGAAUGAGUAAAAUUAAUUUCUUUGUAUAUUGUGUCUGGUCUGACUGUGCUCAUCCGUUUAUGCCAUUUUGUCCAGCAUGGAGGCAGGUUAUCAUUUUUAUGAUUAUUCAUUUAAUCCAUAAUAUGAAAGGGUUGUGGUAGGAUACACUUUUUAGAUCCAAUGCAGGAAAAUGGAAAUAUGUUUGCAAUAAAAGAGGAUAUGGAUUGUUUAUAUAAGUAACUAAGUGAGUAAGAGUACAAUCCAUUACGUAAUGGGUUACUAUGAUAAUCCACUCAACACACAAUUACAUAAAAGUACAAAAUAUACUAUUUCCAGUGAAAGUUGAAGAGAAAGCUGCAGUCUGGUGUAUGUGUGUCCGUGUGUGUGUCCGUGUGUGUGUCCGUGUGUGUGUGUGUGUGUGUGUGUGUGUGUGUAUGUGUGUGUCUGUGUGUGUGUGUGUGUGUGUGUGUGUGUGUGUGUGUGUGUGAGUGUGUGUGAAGGCCUGCAGCAAAAAAAGUAAGUUUAUUAGCUCCAAAAAUCUCUCUCUCUCUCUCUCCCUCCCUCUUUGGCAGCACAUUUUAGAACUUGAGGAAUGCCAAAGCCAGUGAGAUUGAUUAUCUACGCACCGUGAAGGCCAUGAUACUAUUUCCUUGCGGUCCAUCCGAUAUUUAUUGAGAAAUUUUAUGAAAAAUUAAAUCAAAUGUUAUACUCUUUAUUGUAGCAUUUAAGAUUAGAAACAAACAAUGACCCGAAGGCAAGGAUAAGCUACACAAGAAGAGUACCGCACAGUUCCUGUCAAACACGCUCCUCAGCAUGGCUGUUUGUAGCGAACCCUCCUCAUAUAAUUCACCUUAAAGCCACACCGUCUGUACAUGUUUUACUUCUCAUGAGCCAUGUGAAAGCACAGAGGCGAUGACAGUGUGAUGUUGCCAUAGGCUGGAUAUCAGGAUGGCUGUAGUAUUCUCCCAGAUUGCCUCUUUUGACUUUAUCAGUUAAAAAUCAUCUUAAUGAUUUACUAGAUGUCAUUUUGUCUCACCCAGCCAAAACCGGACUUUCCUGUUUUCAUCCCUCUGGCAAUAUUUGACAUUUACCCAGGUUUUAUUGUUGCACUCAUACUUCACUGAUCACCUUAGGUUUUGAACUUGUUGCGAUCUUCCGCCACCCUCCAAAUCAGUGUGUGUGUGUGUGUGUGUGUGUGUGUGUGUGUGUGUGUGAGUGUGAGGUGUCACAGCUUCCAUGGAGGCACCUGAUCGACAGGGGAUCACUACAUGGCCUUGAGCGUUACUAAGAGGAGGAGCUGAGUGCUGAAAGUCAUAAACUCUCAAGCAGAUCCAGGUAAACGCGUCUCAGAGCUUUUAUUUCAGUAGACCGGAGAGCAUUGGUUCAUCUACCAACUGACCGCCCAAGAGAAAGGAGGAGGCACAUUUCCAUUUAAUUAGAUUCUUGAAAUACCAGGGCGAGGGACUCCGGUUUGAACUUCCCAUGUCGGGCCGUAAACGACCUCUGUUUAAUGGAAACGAAAAGCAGCCGUGUUUGGAAAGUCCUGAACCUCUGCGGCGGAGAUGUGAGAGCGACUCAACGCCACAGCGUGCCGGACUGAAGCCCCUGGCUCACAGGGCGAGCUGCACGGGGGACACCCGUGGGCACGCGGGCACGACUGGGCUGCGGAACAGCUGGAGCCUCUGGGAGCAGAUGUGCUCCUGGGCCGACGCGCGGCACUCGGCGAACAAAGUGUCGCAGCAUCUCAAGUCCGGCCGAGCCAACGACGACGUCUGCCUCGACGAGACGGUCAACGAGAAAUUUCGGGAGUUUCACCGCGACGUCACCGAGGAAAGUGGCGCCCGCUUCAAUCAGCAGCAGCAGCAGCACGCGUGGGCCGUGAUCGAGACCCGCGAGGAGGUUGUCAUGCAUGGACCGUAUUACCCGAACUACAACAAGGGAGAACACAGCGAGGACGUCGUCAUCGAGCAGACGCAGGAACUCCUGGAGGCCCGCUCCGCCUCGGAGGACACCACCGUGUACGUUUUCACCGUGAACAGCCCGUGCUUGGCCCGAGACGCGGGCGCGGACGCGGGCGCGUGCAUGCUGAACCUGGUCCACAAAGCGCACGAGUGGUGGAGCGGGUACGGCGUAAAGACUCGCGUUGGCUAUUUGAGAUGCUGGGGAUUCAAAGGAACUAAAGAGCAGCUGUUCAGGGGUGUGGACCGCGGCCAAGUGGACUGCGUGGAUCAGAGCGAGGACCACGCGGGCUACGUCAGAGCCGCUGAAAAGGCUGGCAUGAAUCCCCUGAGUGAAGGCGUGUUCGCUGCCGUGAAACACACCCUGCUGACAUCUGCCGCUUUUGCCCCGAGACACAUUGCGCAGGGGCGAGACUGGAAGAGUUACUUUACAAAUAUGCAGAGCAUUUUUGAAAGUGUGCCAGAAGAGGAGAAAGAAAUCUGCACGCGGGAGGCAAACGCCGUGAUGGAAGCUGCACGGGUUCUGCUUUCAGAAAGAGGGGACAGUUUUGAGGAAUAUUUAGAGAGAGGAUGUGCGUUCGCUCUUGAUUACACGUUCAGCUCGCAGUUAUCUGCGAGCCUGCAGGCCCAAAUAAGACUCAGGUUCCAACAGUGCUGGAAGGAGAUGGUGAAGGACAAAUAUGCAGAGUUCAUCCGGGAGAAGCUGACCGAAGACUUCAACCAACGCACCGUCCAGCUUUUCAUCAAGGAUAUCGCGAUGUUCACUAAAGAAUACUUGGAAAUUGGAAGGAUACAGAUUUCAGAAGAAGCUCCACAGGUUGACCUUGAGGUGGAGUGAAUGGCAUCAGACAUUUGCAUCAUGUCAAAAUGCUUUGUCUUUAUUAGGUUCCUCUGUAGAGAUACAGUUGCACACAGAGGCAUCAGUGCAGAAGGUCCACAAGUCUUCGCUUACAACACAACAAAAAUGGUGACCUACAAUUAUACUGGAGUGGAUUGUUUUUUUGUGUUUUUUUUUACAUAUAUGCUCAUAUAUCUGUUGGUACAUGUGUCGAUCCCACGUUUACACACGCCGCCCUAUGAUUGUCACAAGCAAAGCAAAGCGAUGGGUAUUAAUAACGAUCUGUACAGUCUGAUGCAGCACAUCAACAAGUCCCACAACCCUCAGCUAGUAGAUGAUAGGUAGAUGACUGAGGGGUCAUUUAAUAAUAAUAAAUACUGGGGGGGGGGGGUUGAAGAUGUUUAAGCCGUCUUAUGGAUGCACAUCUGCUCUUGUGGUCAGCAGAGGGCGCUGUAUGUACAUUUACUUCCACCCACAUUCAUCAUGCUCGCUGUAUAGGUAGUUUUACACGUAUUUUUUUCCAGAGAGGUGUCAAUACUGACUUGGUGUGUUUUUUACAUUUUAAAUAUAAAAAAGGCACAUAGUUCAGGACUGAUCCAGGAACAGAAGGCCAACAGGGAAUUCUUUGUAACGCGUUGGAAAUUAUGUUUACUGAAGUUUAUAUUUCUGGUGCUGAGGAGUGAGGAGUGUUUUGAGGAAUUCUUUCUAAAUUACAGUAAGUUUGAUUAGCUGUUCUUUGUACAAUUAGAUGAAAUUGUAACUGUUCUUUGCAAUCGUUGGUAUCACAUUUAAGUGACUGUAAUCACUGUGUUAAUUUGGGGAGCGUGCAAAGAGUCAGUUAAACCCAUG